AUGGCGCGUGAAGCCUCAUCCUCGCUACAGUCUAGGAUGAAUUCAUCCCUGUCUUCUGACUUGGAUGAGGUUGUGUUUGCACAGCACAACAGCGUGGCAAAAGAGCAUGCUCUUCUUGCGCAGUACCAUCAGCUCCUGCUCUUCUCCAAUGCUUCCUUGCAGAGGACGAACUUGCUUGAGCGAUGGGUCAGUCCUGCACAACUUGUGGAGCUGUGGGACCAACUGGUGGACGAAGCAGAGGAUUUUGGAGCAGAGCGGCUGGAGAAACUCAUCGCACAAUGCCAGAAAUAUGAGUCUGAAGCCAAGGAAGUAGCUCGCAAGGAGCAUGCGGCCCUGCUCGAACUACAGCGCGAGAGCCGCAUGCUGUGCGCAGAACGUGAUGCCAUCCUGUGCCAAGUCGCGCACAUUCAAGUGCAGGCGGAGGCUCUAGAGGAGCUGAAGGAAAGAAGUUUUGCUGUGCUCUCUCCUGACAAGACCCACGAAGGAGAGAGUUGCUCGCGCUCGUCCGCUCCUGCGACUAGCUGGCAAGACGAAGUCGGGGAAGCAUCUGUGGAGGAGGAGAGGAAGCGGGAGAGAAAGGAGGACGAGGUCGAGGACGAGGAGGACGAGGAUAAUUUCAAGAUGGACUUCGAGGGAAACUUGGAUCCCCUUGCUAUGAUCCAGCAGCUUGCGCUCUCGCAGCAAAGGGAGGAAGAGAUGAAGGGAGCCACACACAAGCAGGCAGAGCAGGGGAGAGGAGGAGCUGGGGGAGCUGGAUCUGGAGCUGGCAUUCGUGUUCGACCAUCGCGUCCUCCUCUCCCAGAAGAAUUGUUUCGACCAGUUCGGACUUCGAGACAAGAAGCAGGAGCAGGAGCAGGAGCAGGAGCAGGAGCAGGAGCAGGAGCAGGAGCAGGAGCAGGAGCAGGAGCAGGAGCAGGAGCAGGAGCAGGAACGAUGGCGGCAGCGGCAGUGGCGGCGGCGGCGGCGGCGGCGGCGGCGGCGGCGGCAGCAGCAGCAGCAGCAGGUGAAGGAGAGGCGCUUACGAAGAAGCAUUCCUGGGCAUCCAGCGAGUCUUCCAGCUCGGACUCGUCGACCAAAAUUCAAGCUGGGGAGCAAUCAGAUCAGACGUCAGACGCCUCCGCCGGCACAGGGGCGGCUCGCGCAGUGGGAGGAGGAGGAGGAGGAGGAAGAGAAGGGGACGGAGUACAAGGCACGGAGCACUUGCGGCGAGGAGGAGGAGGCAACAGAGAGGGGGAGGGGAUCCGAGGGGAGGAGGAUGGAGGAAAGAAAGCAGAAAUGAGCAAGGGAAUCGUCCCACAGCCCGUCGGGGACCUCGUGGAGCUUCUUUCCUCGAGCAUGGAGGGAACAGUCAAGCAGGCUGCUAUUGCGCUGGACAAGGCGCUCAAGACGCAAGAAGGGAGGGCCGCACUCCUUCGGCACCCGCAGGGAGUGACUCGUUUGCUUCACCUCCUCUCCCACGAGGACGCUUCCAUCCUCCGAUACGGUGUUCGGGCUCUCGCGGCUCUGUCGCUGGAUUCGCAGGGACGGAAGUUCAUGAUCCCCGACCUGCAGAGCCUCCGCAACAUGGCGAGCCUGCUUCGGAGCAACGAGCAGGAGAUCGUACAGUGCAUGUCGCUCAUCCUCGGCAAUCUCGUCCUGGACAAGAGCGGCAGGUCCCGCGUGCUUGAUAGGCGAGUCCAACUGAGGUGGGAAGCUUGA
Messenger RNA from Guillardia theta CCMP2712, 1698 nucleotides. RefSeq lists its product as hypothetical. The transcript is spliced from 14 exons. Bases 1 to 1698 code for a protein of 565 amino acids. The record is from RefSeq and is a predicted model, not a curated record. Lineage: Eukaryota; Cryptophyceae; Pyrenomonadales; Geminigeraceae.